Sciurus carolinensis (gray squirrel) is the source of this 3837-nucleotide messenger RNA. It is a transcript of the gene Mei1, whose product is annotated as meiotic double-stranded break formation protein 1. The record is from RefSeq and is a predicted model, not a curated record. Lineage: Eukaryota; Metazoa; Chordata; Mammalia; Rodentia; Sciuridae. Gene Ontology annotation, biological process: meiosis I. Bases 1 to 3837 code for a protein of 1278 amino acids. The transcript is spliced from 31 exons.
AUGGCUGUGAGGCAGGCAGCGGCGGCGUCUGGGAGGGACGAAGAGACGGCGCUGCUCCUGGAGAGGGUCCAUUAUCGACAUGACCCGCGCUGGCUGCUGCCCGUGUCCCCACGCCUCUGCCUGGCCUGCGCGCUAGAGCUGCUGCCGGAGCGCGGCGUGUCGUUAGUGCGCAAGAAGCAUGUUUUGUCCUGCUUUCGAGAUGCCCUUGUGAGGCAUGCCUCCCUGGUCACACAGCUGGUGACUCAGGACCAGAGAGUCUGCAUCCACUUCAUAAAUAUCCUUUAUGGACUGUUAUGCAAUGUAGAAGAUGGGAAUGUAACAGACCUCUGUAUUGAAGUUCUCAUCCAGCUUAUGACACAGCUGAAGCUGGAGCAGACUGUCCAUUGCCUGCUGGAUGAGUGCCACAAAGAGCUGUGUAACAUGCCCUCCAUGCGAGGCAGCCUGGCCACCCUGACUCUUCUUGGCAAGUUGGUGGAUGCCAUCCCUGCCUUGGCAGACAAGCUUGUAAUGGAGCAUGGUGGCCUGAUGGAGCAUCUGCUGAGAGGUUUGGUAUACCCCAAUGAAGGGAUCCAAGCUUCUGUCUGUUACCUGUAUGGGAAGCUCUACUCCUCACCCAUGGCUGCUGACAUGCUUUCAGGCCAUUUCCGGGAAAAGCUGUGUCCUCUUUUUCUUUCUACCCUGGAAGGUGCCCAGACUAAGGAGCUCCAGAUCAACUGCUUGGGUUUGCUGAGGCAGCUACUGAAGUAUGAUCUCUUUGUGUCCCUGAUCAUGAACAAAUCUGCACUGGCAGAGACUGCUGAGAGGGUUGAGAGGCCACCAGGAGAGACCUCACUGCCUUUGGUGCUCAAAAAGUUUCUCCUCUGCAGAGAUGAGACCCUGCAGGUGGCCAGUGCUCAUUGUAUAACUGCAGUGCUGGUCCACUCUCCAGUGAAGCAUGCCCCAGCCUUUAUCCAUGCUGACAUCCCUGAAUUCCUCUUUGAACAUCUUUCCUCAUCCAGUGAAAUGCUCAUCUGGUCCAGCUACAACUGUUUGAUACUCCUGGCAGAAGAGCCACUCUUCUUUUCCAAGUGCCACACGGUGUAUGGGAUUGAGGCAGUGGUGAGGAGCCUCCAGGGAAGCCUGAAGCUGACCAACACAGAGCUGCACAAGCAGGGCCUGCUACUGUUUGCUGAGAUCUUGACUCGGCAGCCGGAGGAGAUCAGGCUGUUCACAAGCUCGGCCUUGUGUGGGGAUGCCGGCCGUGCCCUCCAAGAGGCAGUGAGUAGCCCUGUGCUGGAGGUGGCUGCUGAGGCCAUGAAGGCCACUUCUGCUUUCCUGAGGAAGGACCAUCAGAGUGCCCCACCUGUGCAGUACCGGACCCUGCGGGCCUUGCUGGAAGCCAUGUUGAGCCGUUGCUCCGAGUUUUCCCAGACCCCAUUGAAUAGGAGGCUUCUGGGCCAUUCCUGCAGUAGAGAUUCAGAGAAGGCCAUUCUUCGAAGGGGAAAAUUCCUCCUGAGCACUCUGGAGGGAUUUAGAAAUGCCUGCAGGUUGGCUAUGGAAUUCCAGGGUGAGCCUUUUGCCCAGGAGAAUCCCUUCACAGCUCCCAGUGCCAAGAAGGAAGACACCUUGGAGGACUUCUCAGAAUUUCUUCUCAAUGCCUGUGACUCUCUGUGUAUCCCUAUGGUGAUGAGGCACUUGGAACAGGCCACCCACCCAGCCUUGAUGGAAGUUUUCCUCUCGAUUCUGCAUAGCCUCUUUAUCAUCGUUCCCCACAUGAAGAAAAAGUUUUCCAAGAAGCUCGCUUCUUCAUCCUUCAUACGACUGACCCUGGAGCUUAAGGCCAGGUUCUGCAGUGGUUCUAGUCACUCAGCCCUGAACCAGGUGUUUUCAAGUUUCCUUUACUGCAUGUGCCUCAACCUUCUCUCAACUCCAGAGAAGACAGGACCACUUUCCCAAGAAGAGCUCUCUGCAGUGUCUGAGCUCCUGCAGCUUGGGUUGCCCCAGGUAAGCAGCAGGAGCCCUGAAAGCCUUGCCUUCCUGUCUGAUCGCCAGUAUAUGGAGGGAGUUGCUCGCCAGAGACAGUACUGCAUCCUGCUCCUCUUCUACCUGGCCUACAUCCAUGAGGACAGGUUUGUCUCAGAGGCAGAAUUAUUUGUGGCUGUGCAAAGCUUCCUCUUGUCUCUGCAGGACCAGGGUGAGCACCCCCCACCAGUGGUCCUCAAAGCCUCCAUUUAUCUGAUUGCAAUCUGCCAGGACAAGGACAGUGCACUAGAUGAGGCUAUGGUCAUUGCAAUCAGAAAAUUCCUGGAGGGAAUCUCAGACCUGCACCUGGUCUACACCCACCAUCCCCUUCUGCUCAGGUUCUUCCUUUCAUAUCCAGAACUGAUGAGUAGAUUUGGGCAUCGAAUCCUGGAACUUUGGUUCUUUUGGGAAGAGAGCAGCUAUGAGGAACUGGAUGAUAUCCCUUCUCCUGGGCAAAACACCCUUCCUUCCAGCUUAGCAGCCCUAUUCCAGAUGCUCAGAAGCAGCCCUAGCAUCCUGCUCAUUUUGCUGGACCUCCUCUAUUCCAGUCCAGUGGACACAGCCCGCAAGGUACUGAUCAUCCUGAGGACCUUCCUGAAGAGGAAUGAGGAUGUCCAAGUGGAUGGUCUCAUCCGAGGCCACUUCUUGCUCAUCCUGCAACACCUGUUGGUGGAGCAUGGGGCUUCCCCCUCAGGAGCCUCGGGGAACCUGCCACUGCUGCUGAGCCUCCUCUCUUUGGUGCAGCUGAGGAACAAAUCAGCGCAGGAACUGGACAGCAUGGCCAUGAAACUCCUUCACCAAGUGAGCAAACUGUGUGGGAAGUGCAGCCCCAGUGACGUGGACAUCCUGCAGCCCUCCUUCAACUUCCUAUACUGGAGCCUGCAUCAGACCACGCUCAGCAGUCAGAAAAGAGCUGCUGCAGUGCUCUUGAGCACCACGGCUCUGGUGGAGCUUCUAGAGAAGAUGCUGGCACUAACCUGGACAGAAAUAAGCUCUCCCACCUGGGCAGAGGCUAGCUCUCCCAGGACUGCACUGCUCUGCUCUGCCUGGCUGCUCACUGCCUCCUUUUCUGCCCAGCAGCACAAUGGCAGUUUGCAGGUUCACCAGACACUGUCCGUGGAACUGGACCAAUUAUUGAAGGCCCUCAGCUUUCCGAAGAAAAAGCCUGCACUGCUGUCAGCUGCCGUCUUACGUUUCCUGCGGACAGCACUGCAGCAAAACUUUUCCUCUGCCUUGGUGGCCCUGGUACCCUCAGGGUCCUGGUCACUACCAGCUCCUGAAGAUACUGUUCUAGCUCCCCUGGGAACAUCACAAGUGCUGACCCUGGUGAUCGGACUACAGAACCUCCUUGUGCAGAAGGACCCUCUAUUGUCACAGGCCUGUGUUGGCUGCCUGGAGGCCUUGCUUGACUACCUAUAUGCCCGGAACCCAGACCUUGCGCUCCACGUGGCCUCCCAGCCCUGGAAUCGAUUUUUGCUAUUUACUCUCUUGGAUGCUGCAGAAAAUUCCUUCCUUAGAUCUGAGAUAUUGAGGCUUAUGACCCUGUUUGUGCGGUACAAAAGCAGCAGUGUCUUCUCUCAUGAAGAGGUCGGUCAUGUACUACAAGUUGCGGCUUUGACUGACCUAUCUACCCUCUCGAACACCACACGCAGAGCUCUUCGUGACUUCUUUCUUCAGGUCCAAAGUAUGGGUCUCCUGAUUGAUCACAGCACUAUCCAGACCCUAAAGGCUUCCUUGGAGGGCCUGCCCCUCAGUGCCUUCUCAGACCAACCACCGCUGCAUGACAUGCUCUGCCUGGGAGGGGUGGCUGUAUCACUGUCCCACAUCAGAGACUGA